Molecule: messenger RNA, 3401 nt
Organism: Pangasianodon hypophthalmus (striped catfish)
Lineage: Eukaryota; Metazoa; Chordata; Actinopteri; Siluriformes; Pangasiidae
Gene: dcp1a
Product: decapping mRNA 1A
Exons: 10
Coding region: 306-1814 (502 amino acids)
Biological process (GO): deadenylation-dependent decapping of nuclear-transcribed mRNA; positive regulation of catalytic activity; deadenylation-independent decapping of nuclear-transcribed mRNA
Cellular component (GO): P-body
Molecular function (GO): mRNA binding; enzyme activator activity
Source: RefSeq, a predicted model, not a curated record
AGGGGUCAUCUCAUAAACACCACUCAUGUGUAAUGGACAUGUAAUGCAAAUUGCUGGAUUAUAGCAAUAAACUGAAAAACACUGGAGAAUUUCUUUAACUUGACUCAAUUCUCUGGGCCUCCAAUGGGUCAUCUAACAAAAACCACUCAAGAUAAUGAAGUAUUAGAACAGUAAGACAUUCCCAAAAUGGAAAAGUGUUUGUUAGAAACUGAAACGCAUCCUUAAAUCUGCUGUGUUACGAUUCUUUUUUUUUUUUUUUUAGGUGAAAUACGCCUGAGCUGUUGACCAGCUGAUGAACGCUGCGAAUGCGGAACCAUCUCUUGCGUGCCUUGGUACAACCCGGAGAGAAACAUGAAUUGGUGGUGUCCUCGGAAUUUCUUCCGUGCUGCCGUAUGCUAGCGUUCAAGAUGGAGUCCGUCAACAAAGCUGGACAUCUGAUGAGUCUAGCGGCUCUGCAGCAGUAUGACCCUUAUAUUAACAAGCUGCUCGAUGUUACCGGGCAGGUAGCGCUGUAUAAAUUCAACUCAAAAGCAAACGAAUGGGAAAAAACUGAUAUUGAAGGCACCUUAUUUGUGUAUGCCAGGUCAGCAUCACCACAUCACGGUUUCACUAUCAUGAACCGUCUAAGCACGGAGAACCUGGUGGAGCCGAUUAACAAAGAUCUGGAGUUUCAGCUUCAGGAUCCUUUCCUCUUGUACCGGAACGCCAGCUUGGGAAUCUACAGUAUCUGGUUCUACGACAAGGCCGACUGUCAGCGCAUAGCACAGCUGAUGGUACAAAUAGUGAAGCAGGAGACACUGAGGGCUCAGCAGGCCUCUCCAGAUCGAGGCCGAACGAAUGGUUGUGUUGAGACGAGACCAAUGGAUAUCCUGGAGCUGCUGAGCAAAGCCAAAGAGGAGUACCACAGGAGUCAGUCUAAUGAUACCGAGUCGCAGGUAAACACAGACGUCACUCCAGCUCCAGACCCAGUUAAAGUAGAGAGCAUGAAGCCCACGGUUAUUGCUGCUCAGCAGGAGAAGCAAACACACGGUGUGGUGAAGCAGAUCACAGUGGAGGAGUUGUUCGGCAGCUCUUUACCCAAAAACCCAACCCCUCCAGCCGAAUCGAUUUCUGGCGAGAGUUUCCUGCGUGGAAUGAGCUACGGCCCUCCUCCCGUACCCCUGGAGCCCAUCCUCACGCAGUGUCUGUCAGCCAAUCCCCUGCUCCCUCAGCACUCCAUCUCUCCUGGGCUAAUGGCUCCAAGCGGGGCCGAGAACGUUCCAGCACUUGGCGGGCAUCGUGGGCAGACUGGGCCUCAGGCUGCGCCUCAGUAUAUAAAUCCACUCAAAAAUGAUGGCCACGGGAUCCCCAAGCCGACAGCAGUGCCAGGCUUCAUGCCCAGCACGUUGGUCACGCCACAAAGUUUCCGAGAACCUACUCCCAAAGCACCAGCAGUUUUCACCAGCAAACCCGCAGCAUCUGCACAAACUAAAGAAGCUGGUACUUUUGCACAGCCACAAGCCCCGAAUCUUGUCAAACCUAUUCCAACCAAGGCGGGGCUAGUUGUGCCAGGGGCGGAGCCGUCAUUGCUACUUUCCCCCAGUGUGUUCCAGCAGUCCACUACAAAAGCACCAGAGCUGCCGAGAAAUCCUGCUCCUCCGCCAUCACCCCCUGCCUCUCUGGGGGCUGGAGAGCUUCCCUCAACAGUGUACAGCAAGGCACAGCUACAAGACGUUCUGAUACAUUUGAUAAAGAACGAUGCCCACUUCCUCAGCACAAUCCACGAAGCAUACAUGCAGAGCCUCACCAAAGACCUCAGCAAUGUCAAACUAUAGCCACUGACCCCAAACUCCCAGACUGAGUGCUCUUUCUGUCAGCCCAGGGGGCUGUAUUAGGACAAAACCACCACAUACUGGUGCACUGGUUCUCUCACUGUAUCUUAGACACGGAGGGAUGAAUCCAAAGGCACACAUCACUCCUUUCUUUCAGCGCUUCUCUGCAAGAACGCAAGCUUCAGGAUGACUACAUAGCCAUGGUUGCCCCACAUCUGAGCCCCGGCUAUUCUAAAUCAUGAGGGGGAACACUUACUUCUUUUGUCUAAUCGUUGUCCGUCUCAUCCUGUCUGGUCCCUCAUUGCCCUGUCUGUUAUUCCAUCUCUAGCUAAUAGUUAUGGCUAAGCUUAUGAAAGCAGGUGCAAUACUGGCAUUUUUUUUUAACAGUCAUGUUUAGGGAUGCAUUGAUACCGUUUUUUGUUUUUCAGAUUGAGAACAUAUGUUUUUUGUCAAUAACAAUACUGAUGUUAAAAUGAGAAACCUACUUGGUAUCAAUCAGUGACGUUGUGGAACUUUUUAUUUAGCUCUAUUUAUAUUGGUUGCUGCCGCAAUGAACUCCUCAUGCUCAGUUUUAUGUUUGAGAUGUUAUGGUGUUAAAACAAUAUCUUUAAUAGAACGCAUCAGCAGCAGACCAGAGCAGUAUCAGCGAGCGUAUUGAAAUGCACCUUGCUGUGAAUUGCACCUUGACUCACAAGCAAAGUACAGACCCUAAGCACAAGGUGCUCAGUGCUCGCACAGUUGAAAUGCUUUCUGAUGCGAGGCAGUUCCUCUACAUGUUCCCUUCACUAGUCCACCUCAAUAACUGUGUGCGUCCAAUUCACAGCACACUGCACUCAUUUUUAAUGCUCGCUGACAUUGCUCUGCUCACUCGCGUAAGACAUUUUAUCAGGAUACUUGUAUUGUAGGAAGUUGCUGUAGUAGCUCUUCUUGAUAUUUUCACAGAGCACUGAUGUAUGUCCACAUCGCUUUCAUUUUGUGCCAUCUGUUCAUUAGCGUGACAAUAUACACUAGGCUUACAUCACACAGUAUGACGUGGUAUCGGAUGUUGGUAUUGGAGCGUGUUUACAAGUAAAUGAGGAUGUUAUCAGACCCAUACCCAAUACCAGUAUCGUAUCGCUGCCUCCCGACUAACCAUGGCUCUUUCUUAUAACUAAAAUAAUGCCCCACGAUUAAGUUUUGAACAGGUACCAGAGGGAAGACCUGCACUUUUUCUUGAAGUAAUAUUUGGACCCAGGUCUUGAAGUGACAUGUGGUAACCUUGAUGGAUUACACUAGUGCUCAUGAUGCAUUUUAAACUGCAGUAGUGUUACUGCAAUAAGCUUUAUUUGCACUGGACAAUAGGAGUACAACUGCUUAUUAUAUAUUGAUAAAUUAGUUUGAGUAUAAAUAAGGUGUUAUGAGUUAUGAAGUACCUUUUGAGUUCUUGGAUAUGUUGGGCAUCUUUCAUAUUUCAGUCGCCAAAUUUACUCUGCAAGUUUAGGAUGAGUGUGAGGUUUUGCCGAUUUGUGAUUUGGGAUAGCUUGCUUAAUAAGCACAAGAACAAGACUGUCAAGAUGAGCAGGUCAUUUAAAUAAAGUGGAUUUGCAUAAA